CUUGAACUUGUAGCGUCCCGACGAAGAAGAAGACGAGAAGAAAAUGUUAAAAAUCGUCAUGGAAGAUGCUGGCGACUUCUGGCAUUUGCUGUUAAUUUAAGACACUUGGAAUUCACUUGACGUCUGUUUACGAGUUGAAGAAAAUGCGAUUUGCACUGAAGAGGACUGUACCAAGUUCAAGACUGGACAACUAACAGGUUACGAUGACUGGGGCUUUUCUUGCUUGCAUCUCAGUGUAUUAGUGUGUGAGAGAGAGAGCGAGUGUGAGUGAAUGUGUGCGUGUGUGAGAGUCUCCCUGCACAGUGCUCUGUCCUUGUCCCUGCCUCCUGGCAGCCAGGAGCCACCCAGCAGCCGGUCUGUGAUUGGGUAGAGGAGCCGGGCUCUUGACACGGCGCGGUGCUGACUGCUUCAGGACGUGUUUCAACAGAUGGUCGAGGUUAGAGAGUGUCAUCACAUCGACAAGAGGAUUAGAGGAGAGAGGUUGUCUUCCAGGAGCUGUGUGGUCCCCAAUUCUUAAACCCUCAAUGAGCAAAGCGGGUGCCGGGGAAGAAACAGUAGAGGAACCCUCGCCUUGCCUCUCACCCUACCUGCUCUCUUGACCUUCAGCGGACCACGGCUGCCAGAGCAUCCUGGGUGUGAGUGUGUGGCCCCGCUGGACCACCUCAUCCCUGCCUCCUUCCUGAGUUCAGCAAAGAUUGAUCCGUUCCACGUCCCGUAAUCCCAGGCAUCAUGCGGACGCAGUGGCUGAUGUGGUUUGCCUUGUUGGCUUUCGACUUGGCUCCGGGCACCUUGGCCUUCACAACCACCAGAGCACAGCUGAGGGGUCGUAUCCAGAAAGACCGCAGGAACAUCCGGCCGAACAUAGUCCUCAUCAUGACUGAUGACCAGGAUGUGGAAUUGGGUUCUCUGCUGGUGAUGAAUAAAACGCGUAAAAUCAUGGAAGACGGAGGCACCACCUUCACCAACGCUUUCGUCACCACACCCAUGUGCUGCCCGUCACGUUCCUCCAUGCUGACUGGCAAAUAUGUCCACAACCACAACACCUACACCAACAACGAGAACUGCUCUUCUCCAUCCUGGCAAGCACAACAUGAGCCACGGUCGUUUGCUGUCUACCUCAACAACACCGGGUACAGGACAGCCUUCUUCGGCAAGUACCUCAACGAGUACAACGGCAGCUACAUCCCACCUGGGUGGCGGGAAUGGGUUGGAUUAAUAAAAAAUUCCCGUUUCUAUAAUUACACCGUCUGUCGAAAUGGCUACAAGGAAAAGCACGGCGCGGAUUAUGCCAAGGAUUACUUCACUGAUCUGAUCACGAACGACAGCAUCAACUUCUUCCGCAUGUCCAAAAAGAUGUAUCCUCACCGCCCUGUGAUGAUGGUCAUCAGCCACGCUGCCCCUCACGGACCUGAAGAUUCGGCUCCUCAGUACGCAGAGUUCUUCCCCAAUGCAUCCCAGCACAUCACGCCCAGCUACAACUAUGCCCCAAAUAUGGACAAACACUGGAUCAUGCAGUACACAGGUCCUAUGAAGCCUAUCCACAUGGAGUUCACCAACUUCCUCCACAGGAAAAGACUGCAGACGCUCAUGUCGGUUGAUGACUCUGUGCAAAAGGUUUAUGACAUGCUGGAGGAGAGCGGCGAGCUGGACAACACCUACAUCAUCUACACAGCUGAUCAUGGUUACCAUAUUGGUCAGUUUGGACUGGUCAAGGGGAAGUCGAUGCCUUAUGACUUCGACAUCCGCGUGCCGUUCUUCUUGAGAGGCCCAAAUGUCGAGCCAGGGGCAGUAAACCCUCAUCUGGUUCUGAACAUCGACCUGGCUCCCACCAUUCUUCACAUCGCCGGCCUGGACACCCCUCCAGACAUGGAUGGAAAGUCGAUACUUAAGCUGCUGGAACAAGACAGGACUGGCAAUAGAUUCAAACCCAACCGGAAACCCAAAGUCUGGAGGGACACAUUCCUGGUGGAGCGCGGAAAGAUCCUGAGGAAGAAAGAUGAUUCUGCGAACACACAACACACCAACAGUCUUCCCAAGUACAAGAAAGUCAAGGAAACCUGUCAGCAGGCAGAAUUCCUCACCGCCUGUGAACAGCCCGGACAGAAAUGGCACUGCAUUGAAGAGAUCACUGGCAAGUGGAGGAUUCAGAAGUGUAAAGGUGGCGCCAAAGAGGGCUCGAGGAAGAGAACCCGCAGCCUGAGAGCCCAUAGCACUUAUGAAAACAGAGAGGCAGGCUGUGAUUGUGGCGACACGUUCUUCAAACCCACGAGGACAGACCGCCGCUCCCAUCGACAGUUGUCUUCGUCCAACCAACGUUAUCGUCCACGAUUUGUGCACACUCGGCCUACAAGAUCCCUCUCUGUGGAGUUCGAAGGUCAGAUUUACGACAUCGACCUGCAGGCGGACGAUCAGUCGGCCGUUCGCCGCAUCACGAAGCGACACUAUGACGCAGAGGAGCCGGAAUUCGACAGAGCAUCGGACGACGGCUCGGAGGAGAUGCUGUCUGAUGACACAAACGCUGUGGGAUAUCCCAACUCUGUCAAAGUGACCCACAAGUGUUACAUUCUGAUGAACGACUCUGUCCACUGUGAAAGAGAAAUCUACCAGUCGUCCCGAGCGUGGAAGGACCACAAGAGUUACGUCGACCAGGAGAUCGAAGCUCUUCAAGACAAAAUCAAGAAUCUGCGGGAAGUGCGUGGCCAUCUGAAGAGGACGCGGCCGGACGACUGUGACUGCGCCAAGAAGGGCUAUUAUAACAAAGAGGACAGGAACAAGGGCGACAGAGUGAAGAGCAGAAAUGAUCAACUUCAUCCCUUUAAAGAAGCUGCCCAGGAACUGGACGGGAAGGCCCAGCUGUACAACGAGAUCCGCAGACGAAAGAAGGAGAGGAAGGAGAAGAAGCGGCAGAGGAAGGGAGACGACUGCAGCCUCCCCGGACUGACCUGCUUCACGCACAACAACGACCACUGGCAGACCGCGCCGCUCUGGACCCUGGGAGGUUUCUGCGCGUGCACCAGCUCCAACAACAACACGUACUGGUGUCUGAGGACCAUCAACGACACUCACAACACCCUGUUCUGUGAGUUCUCAACUGGCUUCCUGGAGUUUUUUGAUCUCAACAGUGACCCGUACCAGCUGACUAACACGGUACACGACGUGGACCGGGAUGUUCUGAACAGCCUCCACGCUCAGUUGAUGGAGAUGAGGAGUUGUCAAGGUUACAAGCAGUGCAACCCUCGACCCAAAGCCGUGGACACAGCUCGCUGCCUCUCUGGGACGGACGACAAGGUUAAACUGCCCAACCUGACGGACCAGGACGUGAACUGGCAGGGUCUGGAGGAUCUGUACAGCAUCAACGAAAGCCUUUACGAGUGUCGGCCCGACUACAGCCCCGGCCCCGAGGACUGGGCCAACUUUCAGAAGGAUGUAGAUAAUAUGUUUGCACUGCCACACGCUUUAAACGACUCGAAACAAACCCCGAGGCUGGGUGACUGGGCCCUGCCUGAGCCGGGCUCCGGGGCUGAGGAGCUGGAGUCAGGCAGUGGAGAAGCCUGGAGCGGCACUACCACCCCCGACCUCAGCGCGGCGCCACCAGCCGCCACACUGGAGACGGCGGCCAACGAGCUCCCAGAGGCGCCACCAGGCGUCGCCAGAGACUCGGCCUGGAGCGACUCGUGGGUGCGGCAGCUGGAGGAGGUGGACGGCGAGGUGUUUAGCGGCAACGGAAUGACUGAGUUAGGGAGCAGACACGACAGUCUGCUGCGCACUCACAGCAGCCUGCAGGGGCAGCUGCUCGCAGGCUCCGCCCACCCAGCGGGAGGCAGUCCAGGCCCCGGUCUGGACCGUGAGGAAGAAGAGGAGGAGGAUAUCUUCCAGGCCCAAGGCUUCCUCCCUUUCUCCACACAGACGCUAAAACCUAAAGUGCAGGUUGGCACCACCAGAGCCCCCCUCUCCAUACAGACUACCAUCGCCCCCCACAGUACAGGGCUGGUACUGCAGUCCGCCUCGCCCCAAACCUCGGACAACGAGGGCAGUGGCUUCCUGUCCUCUAGUUAGACGCCCCGGCUGCUGGUCGCCACAGAGACAAUGUUUUCAGAGUGGGGAGGGGCGGGGGGGUUUGUAUAAGGAGUAUUAAAAUUUAUUUUUUUACAGGUGCCUACAUUUACUAGCCAACAGUGUUAUUGUCUUUAAUAUAUAUAUUUAGAGAAGCGCCUUAAUGCAGCUAAGUGUUGAGAUUAAGCCAAACUCCCGUACUUGGAUCAAAUCUUCAUGUUCGAGUGGUCAGACCAUCUCACGCCUCCAGCUCAGCGUCACGCAUCAGAACCCAAGCUGCCACUGUCGACCCCCUUUUGCACUUUUCCAGCCUUCAUUUUAAUAGGUUUUAGGUCUGGAAUUUAAUUGUUAGGAAUUAUUUAAAUAUUGACUUCGUCGGGCAAAUCUGCAGGCAAAAUUUGAAUUUUGCAGCUUUGGAACAAGCAGACUGCUUUGAAUUCACUGUUUCACUUGUGUCACGAGUUCCCUCAAGUUUGUCACGUACAGGAGCACAGUCGGGUGCAACUUCAUGGUGCUGGUUUUGGACUGUGGCGUUCACGUGGUUCGACUGCCCUCUAGUGUUGCUGAUCUGUCACUGCAUCGCAGUCACAUCUGAAGAGUCUGUCAUGAAAUAAACCCUCU
Messenger RNA from Synchiropus splendidus (mandarinfish), 4674 nucleotides. RefSeq names its product sulfatase 1 (gene sulf1). The transcript is spliced from 20 exons. Gene Ontology annotation, biological process: glycosaminoglycan metabolic process. The record is from RefSeq and is a predicted model, not a curated record. Gene Ontology annotation, cellular component: Golgi apparatus; endoplasmic reticulum; cell surface. The coding region runs from base 730 to 4056 and encodes 1108 amino acids. Gene Ontology annotation, molecular function: glycosaminoglycan binding; calcium ion binding; N-acetylglucosamine-6-sulfatase activity. NCBI's taxonomy places the organism in Eukaryota, Metazoa, Chordata, Actinopteri, Syngnathiformes, Callionymidae.